Messenger RNA from Anopheles stephensi (Asian malaria mosquito), 4284 nucleotides. Its product is annotated as glucose dehydrogenase [FAD, quinone]-like. The transcript has 6 exons. Bases 117 to 1967 code for a protein of 616 amino acids. The record is from RefSeq and is a predicted model, not a curated record. Gene Ontology annotation, molecular function: oxidoreductase activity, acting on CH-OH group of donors; flavin adenine dinucleotide binding. NCBI's taxonomy places the organism in Eukaryota, Metazoa, Arthropoda, Insecta, Diptera, Culicidae.
AUUUCGACGCUUUAUGCACGAUCAGAUCGUAGCUAACCGUCAAACGAUGCGGUACGGAGUGUGACGAAACGGCUGUUGGGUCCUAAGAAGUGAUAGCGUCGUACAGACAGAGAAGAAUGUUUCGAUCGUGCAGUGCUGUGAUAUAUUUGCUCCUGCUUCUAGGAGUCGUUCAACCUUCCCUAUCGUUGAUUAGUCUGGGAAAUAUUACGAGUCUCAUCUACGACGCGAAAGAGAUCAACUAUGGACGACAUACGCUGCUGGACUCGUAUGACUUCAUCAUAGUUGGAGCGGGUCCUGCAGGAUGUGUGCUAGCGAAUCGGCUCUCGGAAGAUCCCUCAGUGACAGUGCUAUUGCUCGACAUCGGUAGGGGUGAGAUCCCGCUGUUUACGGACUCACCGCUUAUUGGACCGAUACUUGCGUCAACCGAUUACAAUUUUGGAUACGAAACGGAGAAGCAGCAAAACGGAUGUCUCGGCUUGCGUGGUCGGCGUUGUAGUUGGGCGCAUGGUCGUGGUGUCGGUGGAUCGUCCAUCAUUAACAAUGUGAUCUUUACGCGCGGUAAUCGACGAGAUUACGACGGAUGGGCUCGGGCGGGCAAUGAGGGUUGGAGUUGGAACGAUGUGCUUCCGCUGUUUAAGCGAAUCGAAACGGCCAACAUUCGUGAUUUUGGUGAUAAUGGGUUCCACGGUACCGAUGGUCGACUGUCGGUGGAAGACGCUCCGUUCAGAACGGACAUCGCUCGGGCGUUUGUGAAGAGUGCCGAGCAGGCCGGUUAUCGCUAUCUCGAUUACAAUGCUGGAGAUAAUUUGGGGGUGUCGUUCCUGCAGGCACACACACGCAACGGAAGGCGAGCUACGGGAGGGAACAGCUACCUACGGGACAUAGUGGACCGGCCUAAUCUUCACAUCGUAACACGAGCCUGGGUCACCAAAAUUCUCAUCGAUCCCGAUACAAAAACAGCUACCGGCGUGCGUCUGCUGCAUGAACGGCAAUAUCACGAGGUAGACGCUGACCGGGAAGUGAUUCUCUCGGCAGGAGCUUUCGAGAGUCCCAAGCUGCUGAUGCUUUCGGGCGUUGGUCCGGCAAAGCAUCUGCGACAGCAUGGCAUUAAGGUGCUGCACGAUCUCCCCGUCGGUCGCAAGGUGUAUGAGCAUGGCGGUGUCUUUGGGCCGAUCUUCAUCGUCCGAGAACCCACCGAUAAUCUUGUUAGCUUCGAACAGCUUACCAAUGUAGGAGAGUUUCUACGCUUCCGCAAUGGGUCUGGGCCGCUCACAUCGAACUCGGUCGAGAGCCUCCUGUACGUAAAGUCACCGUUUGCCGAAGAUCCCGAUCCCGAAUAUCCGGACGUGGAGGUGAUGCAGGCGUUCGCAUCGUUCAGCAUUGACACUACGCCUGGAACGCGCAACGCCUACUAUCUGACCGACCGGAUGUUCAACGAAUACUUCCGACCGUUGGCAAACACGAGGAACUUUAUGUUCCUGCCAAUGUUGCUAAAGCCACGAGCGGUCGGACGGGUUGAGCUGAAGUCAGUUAAUCCCUUCAGCCAUCCAGCAUUCCGGUAUCAGUACUUUGAGGAUGAUCGUGAUGUUGAUGCGGUGGUGUACGCCAUCAAGGAGGUGAUUCGCAUCAGCACUAAAGCACCGCUCAGGAAAUUUGGCAUCGAGCUGUACAAUCGUAAAGUGCCCGGAUGUCAGUACAUGCCGUUCAACACGAUCGACUAUUGGAGAUGUCACGUACGCCACCUAACGGCGACAUUCCAGCAUCAGGUGGCCACUUGCAAAAUGGGACCUCCGGAAGACCCUGAAGCGGUCGUCGAUAAUCGGUUGCGAGUGUACGGCAUCAAACGAUUGAGGGUGGCUGAUGUCGGUAUCAUCCCGGAAGCACCGACUGGGCAUACCUGUGCGCACAGUUUCCUUAUCGGAGAAAAAGCGGCGCAAAUGUUCAAGGAGGAACAUCGACUGCACUAACCUAUUUCUCCGAUCUCUAUGGGGCUCCAGCUUUGGGAGCCAUGAAAAGUUGAGGGAACUUGUUUCGAAAUACGCUCGCGAUACAGCACACGUCUUCUAUACGCACGAUUAAUGACACUGAAAUGUUGGGGGAAAAUCGGCUCCUAUAGUCACGUCAAAUCAACGGUUACCAAAGACAGCCAUCAAUCUGGCGCGACCUCAUGUACGCUCCCCACCCGUGAAGAGUGCCGGAGAUGAAUGAAAUUAAUUAUCCGUUGCCACACGCCGUUGGGUGUGGAGAAUAUGGAAACGGCAAGAUAAACGAUGGCUCAUGGAAAUACUCAUCUAACGAAGAUUAUUACGGCAAUCGAUCUGCGAUCGCUUUUUUUUUCUCUUUUUCGUGGUCUUUCUUGUGUAAAAGUAGGCUCGCUUGAGUAAAAAUAUUGAGCUAUUUUUAGCGUGUCACAUUCCAAUGUUGCGGACAGAGUUCAUGAUCAUGUUGCACAAAACGAGCUCCAUGCGUGACGCUACAGCGCUGGACGCAUUGCGGGACACCACGCGGGCUUGUUUUAAAUUGGACGCGAGCAGCUCCAACAACAUCCGUUAGUGUAAACUUCACGCCGUUCCGCAGUGUAUAUACUACACCUUACUGCAGUCGCACCGGUCAGGUACCAUUAGUUCCUAGCAAGCAGUGCAAGCAAGCGCAGCCUUUCGUGAUGAGAAGAACGGGAUUACUAGUGAUGUUAGUCGCGGUUUUAGUGGAGCGCUUUAAGUGUUCGUGUGCCGCUGCAUCAUCCAAGAUUAUUCUAGACAGUCACUUUACGUACAUUAUACUGGGCGGGGAUCAUGUGGCGGAAAGCAUCGGGAGGUAUCUCUCUUCCAGGGAUACCAAUAAAACGGUUCUAGUACUUAAGGGUAGCCGGUGUAACGAUGUUCUGGAACCAUCCGAACCGUCCAAGCUGUGGUUGGAGGUGUCGUACCUCUUCGCCGAGAGUGCACACUACCUGGGUUACGAGUUUAUCGAUCCGUUUCUGCACGGUUCUAAGCCGGGCAUUGCGUUCACGAAUCAAACUUCAAGCUUCAUCCCGCCGCUUCAACAGCUGUAUGCCGUCGAUCCCAAUCUGAAGAUGCUGACUGAUGCUAGACCCCAGAGAAUUAUCUACAACAAGGCAUCUUCAACAGCGCUAGGAGUGGAAGUGAGCAUCAACUUUGAAACACAUUACCUAUUCGCCAAGGAACUCAUAAUAGCUGGAAGAUGCUUGGAAGACUACCAACUGCUCUCGAAGGCGGACAUUCUGGCACGCGAUACUCUAAGCAAGCUUCUCGACGAAGUCCCUCUAGAGAUCGCUCUCAAAAGCCCAAUCAUUGCUCCGAUCUUCACGCUCAAUGGAAGUCCUAUGAUCGGCCCGACGCCUCCCAACGAACAGCCCUAUUGUUUGCUCGCUACAGAACUGUUCAUCGAAACGCUUUCCAAAUCUGGAACCGAUCAAACCCUUACCUCCAAACAGGGCAUACAACCGAACGCGAAGGUGAACAUUGUCCUAAAGGAGCAAGCCGCUCAACGCUGGAUAGGAUUUAAUCCUUCCGUCAUCUAUCAGGAGUCAGCCACGGAGCUUAGCGAUCCUGCAACGAUACUGAAAGUGCUUGCGGAUACAAUUGAAGUUUGCAUGAAGUUAAGCACGAGUCAAACAUUUCAAAAGCUAGGUCUAUCGCUUCAACCACACCAAAUACCAGACGCGGCCGCAUCAGCCUGUCCACCGAGCCAGACCGACAGCGUGCUCUGUUUUGUAAACUAUACGCUAUCCACCGUAUACAACAGUGUCGAGGACCCCCUAAACACAGAGCCACCACAGUUCAAAAUGGAGCACCUAACGGAAGACUUUCGGCUGAAAUCGUCUCGAAAUGUACGCCUGCUUCCUUUUGGCUUGACAGCACCCUUUCUGGAACAUUGGUGGAAGCGGAUAUUUUCGCCAAGGAAGGUGAUACGAGAGUACACGACCCGGAUCGGUAUCCUGAGUCCGGACCAGACGCAACUCAACGGCUUUUCGAUGGAUGCGCUGCUGGAAAAGCUAAGGGAUCGAUUAAAGGUGAUUGGAAGUAUGCCGCCUAGACAUUAGAUAAGGGACAGCUGCUGAAGGCGUGUGCUUCUUCGCGAGCGAACCAUGAUCGAUGGCUGCCUAUCUGAUAAUGGCUUUCGUCGUUGAAGUACAAUAGGGUAUAAGCAAUAAGCAUAAGACGACUGGUGGAUAUGAGGAGGCAUUGGGAGUAGAAAGAUCGCUUUUAUAGAAAUAUCAAAUAAAAUACGUUUCAGUAUGACGUUUGAUCAGAAGUAGUAAAA